AUGGCUCCAGUCAUUGGCAGACUUUACCAGUUUGCUGCAGGGCUUUUUCUUUUCCUAGUGUCUUUGGGGUUUGUGGAAGGUGGGCGGCUGCUGGUGAUCCCUCAGGAUGGAAGUCACUGGCUCAGCAUGCGUGCAGUGGUGGAGAAGCUCAGUGAGAAAGGGCGUGAAAUAGUAGUGCUUGCUCCAGAAGUUAAUUUGCUCUUGAAAGAAUCAGAGCAUUACACAAGGAAAACGUAUGCUGUGCCUUACACCCAGGAAGAGCUAGACCGUCGUUUUCAUUUGUUUGCUAACCAGCCCUUUGAUGAGGUCUCCUUCCCUACUAUGAUCAUAGACGUAUACAGCAGCACCAUGUUUGUACUGGACUUAUUCUUCUACAACUGUGCCAGCCUCCUGCAGAACAGAGAAAUCAUACGAUACUUGGACGAGAGUAAAUUUGAUGUGCUCUUCAUAGACCCCGCCUUGCCAUGUGGGGUGAUCCUGGCAGAGUAUCUAUCCAUUCCUUCCGUGUACUUCUUUCGUGGAUUUCCCUGCAGUUUAGAGCAUGCAGUGACUAAAUGUCCAGACCCUGUUUCUUAUGUCCCAAGAUGCUAUACCAGCUACACAGACCACAUGACAUUUACCCAGCGAGUGCUGAACCUAUUUGUUAGCUCUUUAGAGACACCACUGUUUAAGGAUUUGUAUACCAAAUACCAAGACAUUGCUUCAAAGUUUCUCCAGAGAGAUGUGCACUUACCAACACUUUACAGAAAUGGCUCCAUAUGGCUCCUGAGAUACGAUUUCGUGUUUGAGUAUCCCAAACCAGUGAUGCCCAACAUGGUCUUCAUCGGAGGUAUAAACUGUGAGGAGGGGAAAAACCUACCUCAGGGCUUUGGACCUGGCCCGCUGGAUUGCCACCCCCGUGGCACUGCAGGCCCCGCGCCACUCCCAGAAGCAGCCGGCACCGCAUCUCUGCAGCUCUUCGGGGAGAGGGGGUAG
Messenger RNA from Mauremys reevesii (Reeves's turtle), 975 nucleotides. Its product is annotated as UDP-glucuronosyltransferase 1-6-like. Gene Ontology annotation, molecular function: UDP-glycosyltransferase activity. The record is from RefSeq and is a predicted model, not a curated record. Bases 1 to 975 code for a protein of 324 amino acids. The transcript is spliced from 2 exons. Lineage: Eukaryota; Metazoa; Chordata; Testudines; Geoemydidae.